AUGAAUGUAUUUGUGUACCGGACAAUAAUGUUGAGAUUAUAUUUUGAGCGACAAUGUAACCUGCACCGAAUAGAUAGAGGAGAGUGGGUCGCAAUAUUGUCAGGCAAACUGUCAGGCAAAGCUUCUGAUGCUUUCCGGACCGUGCCAGAGCAGGAGAUCCAUAGCUACGCCAGGGUUAAAGAAGUGCUCCUGGCUCGUUAUGCAGUAACCCCAGAGUCCUACCGACAAAAGUUCAGGGACUCACGCAAAACCACGAAAGACUCUUACGUGGAAUGGGCAUGCCAGUUAUCCCUGUCGGCCUCUAACUGGGUCAACAGCAGCCAGGCCACCACCGCAGAGGACAUUUUGCAACUAAUGCUCCUGGAACAAUUUUACAAUCACAUCCAGACGGAUGUCAAAGACUGGGUGAGAGAUCGCAGGCCCAUGACUCUACCAGAGGCCGCUAAGUUGGCGGAUGAAUAUGCGGAUACUCGCAAGACGAACCUGGUCACACCACGGGUACAACCUCCACGACCAACGGUGCCCUCACACCCACCAGCCGCUAGAUACCAACCUCCUAACAGACCGGUGACAUCUAGCCCUCGCUAUCCACGCCAGGAGGACAAUGAACAACGCUGCUUCCGGUGCAAACAGCUGGGUCACUACAAGCAGAAUUGCCCCAUGGACAACAACACCAGGUCAAAUUGGUCUCGACCUGGGUACCGCCCACCAGCAGCAGCCCAUUGUGUAGACUCGGCUUGGGAUCCCCAGGAACUGGGUCAGGAAGAACCAUUGGGCACCCUUUACGAAGCCCUCAUGGUACAAUCUGUUAUUACGGACAACAGGAAACACCAUUGUCAGCUGGUCAUGGUUAACGGAAAAACCGCCCGGGGUUUAAGAGACAGUGGGGCAACCAUCACGUUGGUACAAAGACACCUUAUUAAGGAAUCAGAGAAACCGGGGAAAUCAAUUGCUGUGAGAGUGGCAGGGGGAGCAGUAUACCGUAUUCCUACUGCACAGGUACACCUAGACUGGGGUGCGGGAGCUGGCAAUGUUCAUGUGGGCGUCAUGAAAGACUUACCUUCUGAAGUCAUCCUGGGCAACGACAUUGGCCCCCUGACUUCGGUGUUCGCCUCUACCCCCGCUCAGGAGGCCCACGCAGUAACCACCAGAGCACAAAGUCGCGCUGCCGAGAGCCAUCCGCUUCCUACUGAGACCCAGGUAGUUCCCCGGAAAUACCGCCAGGAGUUAUUGAGGAUUGGGCACGACGUACCCUUGGCAGGCCAUUUGGGAAUACGCAAGACAGGGUAUCGGAUAACCCAGAACUUCUUCUGGCCUGGGGUGUCCGACGACGUCAGGGCGUAUUGUCAAACGUGCGAGGUAUGCCAACAUAUAGGUAAAAAGGGAGACCACCCAAAGGCUAAACUAGUUUCCAUGCCCAUUAUUGAAGAACCGUUCACAAGGGUAGCCAUGGACAUUAUAGGGCCCCUGGCCCAACCUAGCCGUUCCGGCAAGCGGUAUAUACUCACCAUAGUAGACUACGCCACCCGUUACCCCGAAGCGGUAGCUCUCUCUAACAUACAGGCUGAGACCGUAGCAGAGGCCCUAGUUAAAGUAUUUUCCCGAGUAGGCUUUCCCAAGGAGGUUCUGUCCGACCAAGGUACCCAAUUCACGGCCGAGGUAACCCAGCAGAUAUGGAAAACCUGUGGAGUUAAAUCCCUGACUAGCUCCCCAUACCAUCCCCAGACUAACGGCCUGUGCGAGCGCUUCAACGGAACGCUAAAGCAAAUGUUGAAGUCGUUCACGGGGGCAUACAAGGAUUGGGAGCGAUUCCUGCCACACCUUCUCUUUGCCUACCGAGAGGUGCCGCAGGAAUCGACCGGAUUCUCACCCUUCGAACUUCUCUAUGGGAGGCGGGUGAGGGGGCCCUUAGAUCUCAUCUUACUAGAAACAAAACAGGCCACAUUCUCUCAGGAGCCUGGAUACACACUCCUAGCCAUACACAAGGUAGAGACUCCAGGACAGGCACCCCUGAGACAGCCUCCCUACCGUAUCCCCGAAGCAGUCCGGGAAGGGAUGCGGAAGGAGAUAGAUGAGAUGCUUCGGCUAGGCAUAAUCGAACCCUCAGAAAGUCCUUGGGCCUCGCCGGUAGUCUUAGUGCCAAAGAAGGAUGGGACAACCCGCUUCUGUGUAGAUUACCGGCGCCUCAAUGACAAGACAGUUACGGACGCCUAUCCGAUGCCACGGAUGGACGAGCUGCUUGACCGUAUCUCUGCAGGGAAGUAUCUGACCACAAUAGACCUAUGCAAGGGAUAUUGGCAGAUUCCCCUAGCAGAAGAUGCCAUACCCAAGUCGGCCUUCAUCACCCCGUUCGGCCUAUACCAAUUCCGGGUUAUGCCGUUCGGGAUGAAGAACGCCCCGGCCACCUUCCAACGGAUGGUGGAUCAGUUACUUAGGGGUCUCCAGAGCUUUGCAGGCGCUUACCUGGAUGACAUCGCCAUCCACAGCGAUACCUGGGAAGCGCACCUAGAGCACGUAGGGGUAGUAUUAGAUAGGAUCAGGGGGGCCGGGCUGACCCUGAAACCCGACAAAUGUCACUUGGGUAUGGGCGAGGUACAAUAUUUGGGCCACCGAGUAGGAUGUGGUAAGCAACGGCCGGAGCCGGCUAAGAUCGAGGCCGUUGCCAAUUGGCCCACUCCCCACACCAAGACACAAGUCAUGGCUUUCUUAGGCACAGCCGGCUAUUACAGACGCUUUGUACCCGACUAUAGUGCCCUGGCCAAACCCCUGACCGACUUGACCAAAAAGAAGCUACCCCGACAAGUCCUGUGGUCCCCGGAAUGCGAGGUGGCUUUCCAAGCACUAAAGACUGCUCUGGUUAAUGCUCCGGUGUUGGUUACCCCAGAUCCUAACAAAAGAUUUAUUGUCCAUACAGACGCUUCAAUGUUUGGACUGGGGGCAGUACUAAGCCAGAUCGGGGAGGAUGGAGGAGAGCACCCGGUGGCAUACCUGAGUCGGAAGCUGUUGCCAAGGGAGGUCAGUUAUGCCACCAUUGAAAAAGAGUGUUUGGCCUUGGUAUGGGCACUCAAAAAGCUCACACCUUACCUUUAUGGCCGGGCGUUCACUCUCAUCACCGAUCACAACCCCUUGGUGUGGCUUAACCGGGUUUCAGGGGACAACGCCCGUUUGCUACGCUGGAGCUUGGCCUUACAGCCC
Bufo bufo (common toad) is the source of this 3195-nucleotide messenger RNA. RefSeq lists its product as uncharacterized. The transcript is spliced from 4 exons. The annotation marks the transcript as partial. The record is from RefSeq and is a predicted model, not a curated record. Gene Ontology annotation, biological process: DNA integration. Lineage: Eukaryota; Metazoa; Chordata; Amphibia; Anura; Bufonidae. Gene Ontology annotation, molecular function: zinc ion binding; nucleic acid binding.